Messenger RNA from Darwinula stevensoni, 837 nucleotides. The record is from the annotation of a GenBank genome assembly. NCBI's taxonomy places the organism in Eukaryota, Metazoa, Arthropoda, Ostracoda, Podocopida, Darwinulidae.
AUGAAUAUUCCUCGACCGGUUUUUCUGCGGGUUGUAUCGAAGAUGCACACUCCGGGAGUGACCAAUUUGCUGGUAGGGGAUUUCGUCUUCAAGACGCUCUUACUCGUUCAGGAUUUCGUUUUCAUGGAAACCGGAAUUCGUACGGGGAAGAAAGGUGAUUGGGUGGUUCGCAACGACACGCCGGAGGCUCAGCCGCAAUGGAGAAUGUACUUGGACCAAACCGAAGCUGAUUUGAAGAAAAUGAUGAAGAAUCUCCAGUCGGCCGAUUGGAAACACGUGGAGCACUACGAGGGCAUCGCCCUUUAUUCCCGAUUCGACUUCGAAUCGGAGCGACACCUUUACAAAUUUCAGACGAUAUUUCCCUACGACUACGAAUGGACGCUUAGGAUGACCUGGAUGACCAUCAAUGAUUCCCCCGAAUGGUGCGAUGACGUCAUCGACAACGUCAUCCUUCAGGAUCUGAGCGAGAACUGCAGAAUAUUCAACGCCGCAUCCCGAACUCAGACAUUUGGGUUCGUCUCCGAUCGGGACUUCGUGUCCAUAGAGUCAUACGAGAAAGUCGGAGAGGUCUUUUACUGGACAGUGUCCAGUGUCACCUGGCCGGAUUUCCCGCUUCGUCAAGGCUUUGUCAGAGGAAAAGCGGACUCAGGAGGAGGAUUCGUGUUUUCCCCACACGGCGUUGACCAUAAGAAAACCCUCUUUCAGUUGCUCCCCAUGGUGGAUCCCAACAUCCCUUUCCUUCCGCGAGCGAUCACCGACAAACUCUUGCUCCCCACGCAUAGAAACUUCGUCGUUCGACUGCGAGACAGACUUUCCUACUUGCACUCCCUCUCGUGA